Molecule: messenger RNA, 4246 nt
Organism: Labrus mixtus (cuckoo wrasse)
Lineage: Eukaryota; Metazoa; Chordata; Actinopteri; Labriformes; Labridae
Gene: hyal4
Product: hyaluronidase 4
Exons: 5
Coding region: 397-1944 (515 amino acids)
Biological process (GO): hyaluronan catabolic process; carbohydrate metabolic process
Molecular function (GO): hyalurononglucosaminidase activity
Source: RefSeq, a predicted model, not a curated record
UCAGACAGAGGCAAUGACUGCGAGCCUUUCGGACGUACGGCGCAGGGGGCCACCAUGACCCCUGCUGUGACCCCAUCAAAGACACUCCAACCUCCCACCAGGCUGCUCGUUAUUGGUCGGUUUGCAGCAUCUACAGCUUUCAUGCAUUGGUAAUGUGACUUGGUGACGUCUGGUCAGUGUUGGAACAUAUUUAUGUGCCAGAUGGUGAAUGUGAGGGAAUCUGUUUUUCUGGCUCCUGCCCCUCGGCCCUCCAUCAGGAGUUCGGCUCGAUUCCCAAACAUCAAACCGAGGACAGGCUUCUCCCUCUCCUGGCACCUCUGAAUGUGCUCAGAGUGUUCUUCCCCUCCCACCCUCCAUCAAACUGAUGAUUGACAGCUGCUCCUCCUGAUCAACAGGAUGCCUGUGGUGCCAGUGGGCGGGUCAUCCUCCUCCCAACAUGUUGUACCCGUUGCCCUCACCUGCUCCUGGCUGGUUCUGCUCUUCCACGCCGCCUUCGGUCAGAAACCCGCCAAGCUGCCUCUGAUUGGCCGGAAGCCAUUUAUCGCCGCCUGGAACGCCCCAUUGGACAUGUGCACCAUCAAGUAUAACAUCACCACCAACCUUGACCGCCUCUUCCACAUCCAUGGGAGCCCGCGUGCUGAUUGGACGGGCCAGAACGUCACCAUUUUCUAUGCAAACCGGCUGGGCUACUACCCUCACUACACGCCGCAGGGCGUCGCUGUGCAUGGCGGAUUGCCGCAGAACUGCAGCCUGGACCUGCACCUGUUCAAGGCCUCCCAGGAUAUCAACCACUUCAUCCCUGCAGAGGACUUUCGGGGCCUGGCUGUCAUCGACUGGGAGUUUUGGCGGCCUCAGUGGAGUCGUAACUGGCACAAGAAGGACAUCUACCGACGCAAGUCGAAGGAGCUAACCGCCAAGGCGUUCAUUAAUGUGACGGAUGCACAAAUGGAGGAGUUGGCACGGCGGCAGUUUGAAAAAAGCGCCAAGGCGUUCAUGCAGAGGACUAUCCAGCUGGGAACACGCCUCCGCCCCAACGGCCACUGGGGUUUCUAUCUCUACCCUGACUGCCACAACUACAACCUCCACGAGCAGGACUACACAGGCUUGUGUCCCCUGCUGGAGAGGCUGAGGAACGACGAGCUGCUGUGGCUCUGGAACAGCAGCACGGCACUCUUUCCCUCGGUGGCGAUCAGGAGAAGUCACACCAACAGCAUCAGCAAUCUACACUUCUCUCAGCACCGGAUCAGGGAGUCGCUCCGCGUCUCCUCGCUGACCUCCAAAGAGUACGACCUCCCCACCUACGUGUACUUGAGGCUGGGCUACCGAGAUGAGGCCCUGGCCUUCCUCACCGCGAAAGACUUGAUCCACACCAUCGGGGAGAGCGCCGCUCUGGGAGCUGCAGGAUUUGUCAUCUGGGGAGACUUGAACCUGACCUCGUCCAGGCACAACUGCUCCAAGGUGAAAGCCUUCCUGAACUACCGCCUGGGUCAGUACAUCACCAAUGUGACUCGAGCCGCUGAGGUCUGUAGUGAUUACCUCUGCCAGGGGAACGGUCGCUGUGUCCGCCGGGACCCCCUCACCCCUCACUACCUCCACCUGAGCACCAAGAGCUAUCGCAUCCGUCGCUCCGGUGAUGGGGAGUUCACCGUCACCGGGUGGCACUCACAGCAUGAGCUGCAGCUGCUGACUGACAGGUUUAGGUGUCACUGCUAUGAAGGCCAUGAGGGCGAGCACUGUGACAGCAUCAACAUAGUGAAGGAGGACGACAGGCCGUGGGGAAACGACGAGGAGGAUGAGCAGGAGAGGAAGAGGACGGAGUGGGAAGACGAGCAGGGUGACGGCCCGGAGGCAGGGGAGAGUGAGGCGGCACGGAGCGGGUGCAGCCUUCACCUGAUGUUGCUGAUGCUCCUAUUGAACUUAUCGUUUGCAAAAACAUUUGUAUGAUGCACUCUGACUGAAAGAGUAGUUAUUCUUACCACAGCUGUGUACUCAAGUUUGAGGUAUGAUAUGGCACUUUACAUUAAAACAGAGAUUUGACAUGUUGACUUGAAACAUGAAGGUCCGUUUGAUUGUAAAACAGUUCACCUGGUUGAACAAUCUGUGCUUCCUUUUUUGGCCGACAACUGCAUUUGUUUUUCUUGUCAUGUUAACUGGGGACUGUAGCUGUAACUGUACGUUAGACUUUAUACCGCAUAAUGUUCAUGAAAGAGGUCUGUUUGAAAAGCUUUACUUCCAAUUUCACUGCAGUGUCCCUUUUUCUUUAACUGUUAAAAGCCUCUCAGAUGGUUUUUAUGAACACACAAAAGCCGAGACUUUCAAUGGAAAACCAAAGGGUAUUAAUACUAACCACUCAGACAUACAGUACGUAGGUAAACAAUCACUAACCUUUUAACGCUUGGUCUGUGGUGUUUUUUUAAAUCCUUUUAAAGGACAAAAGACAGAUCCUAAUUUCUUCAUUUUUUGUGUUCUACACAACUAAAAAGUUUUGAAAUAUGUCUGUUGAUUUCGUCAUCAGUGAGAUGGGUUGCAACGGCUGCGAUGUAAUGUCUUUAAGAAAACCACUUGCUCAAAAAACGUCCACUAAAAGCGUUUGUUUCUGUGACUGGCACACUGAUUGUUCUGUUAUAGAACCAGGAUCCCCUCAGAGACUGACCCUUCGUUGCGUUGAGCAGAAACUGUCUGUAUUCAAAUCUACCAGACUCCAUUGAUAAAAAAUUAAAUUUUCCUUUGCAGAAAGGGGAAGAUGAUGGUCCUUGUUGCCUUGAUCAAUUAGUUUGUUUGUUAUGUUGGGCUGAAUCUGAGCUAACCCUAGCAAGCUGCAUUCAGGUCGCAGUCUCCCCUGGAGGUGUUGGUUCGACUCCCACUUCUGACACAUUUGUUCAUUAAUGGGGGCAGCAGUAGCUCAGUGGGUAGUGACCUGGGUUGGGAACCGGAGUGUCCCAGUGUGGACCAUGUCUGGAACUUGGUCUGGUAGCUGGAAAGGUGCCAGUUCACUUCCUGAGCACUGCCAAUGUGCCCCUGAGGAAGGCAUCAAACCCCCCCACCAGCUCACAACCGCCUCCAUUGGUGAAUGUCCACAGGAUCCUAUUUGUGCAUGUGUGUGUAUAUCAGCUCGUGUGUGUAGCAUGUUCAACAACAGAGUGUAAAAUUGAAUUUCUCCUCGUGGGAUUAAUUAACGUUUAUCAUCUUCUUCUUAAAACAAAGUAACUGGUCAAGGUGGAAGACCAGCAACUCCAGUAAUGGUAACGUUUUGUGAAUGGAGUCUGCUGGUUUUGAAUAGAGGGGUUUAACAGCUGUUUCUAGUUUCUCAAAAAGGAUUUCACUCUUUUAGAAAAAUGCUCAUAUCCUUUGGGAUCCUUCCAGUUGUUUGACACUUAGAAUAAAAAACAGACUGACAGUUUCCAAAGCCCAAAUGAAGAAUGCAUGAAAACCCCCUUUUAAAGAAAUGAUUGUUAGAAAUGGCAUGACUUGUUUAUUCCUCAACAAAAGGUUGUUAUCUCAGUUGACAUCAUACAUGGGGUGUGUCUUUUUUUGUUUCUUAUACUCUGGUAGAACACCUUGUCAGGGAACACCUCGUAUAUGAGCCUGUUGUGACGUGAUGCAUACAUGUAGGUGCUUUUCACUAAGAUUUUUCAUAUAUCUGUAUCUUAACUUCUUGUUUGUUUGGUUUAUUAUAAGCCAUAAAGCUCAAAAUAUUGCUUGUUUUUGUGAUUUUGUAUAGGUUUAUGUUGCUAUAGCUCAGUUCAGAGGAUUCAGAUUAACAGACUGUGUUUAGCUUUUGAUAUAUUUUUCAUCUUAUUGUGAGCAAGUGAUGUCUCCAUCUCUGAAGCUGCUGUACAGUACAGUACUGUAGGUAUGACGAAACACUGAACAGGAUGUGAAAAGAUGGCACAUACUAUCAGUACACAUGACUCAGCGGCUCUUUGUGGUUUUAGAGGUCUUCAACGCCUUCUUCUUGCCAAAGUCAGGUAUCAGUUCAAACCAAAGAUGAGUUGUAAAGCGUUGAGUUAAGUGUUAAGCGAAUGUAUCCUGUAAAAAUGAUGGGAAGUUAGUAGCUGACUGAUGCAGGGUUGGGGGUCUUUGAAGCUGUGUUUAGACCAAAAGCAAAGCUAAUGUUUCAUGCUGAACAGUCGAUGCAGACUUGCAAAAAUACAUUGCUUGUGCAUUGUGUUGCAAAAUCUUUGAGACUCUCCUGAUGUACCGUUGUUGCGUCAAAGAGGAUCCAUUCAAAAUGCAUCAAAAACAU